AUGGAGUCGAAUAACAAAGUAUCAUUACACCCGGAACAGAAGAAAUGGAAGGCACCAAAGGGUCCUAAACCAGUCCACCAUAAGAACAAAAAUCUAAUAGGUUUGGGUCGUACUAUAGCAAAUCAAAGGUCUAAAGAGAAUGAGAUUCAAUACUUGCCAGAUGGGGAGAUGAGGUUUACGACAGACAAGAAAGAUCCAAACUGGGUUAAAUUGAGAUCGGUCACGCAGGAAAACUCUUUGGAUGAAUUUUUAAGUACAGCACAAUUGGCUGAUACUGAUUUUAGUGCAGAGAGAGGACAGCAAGUUAAGAUUAUCAAAGUUGGAAACACCAAUAUAAUCAACUCCAGUGGAUUGUUGAGUACGGAUGAGAUGUUAGCAAUGAGGCAAAAACACAUGAUGUUUGAAAACAAAUUGACCAUACCUAGACGUCCAAAGUGGUUCAAACAGCAAAGCAGAUUAGAAAUUGAAAGGCAGGAGAAUUUAGCAUUUUUAGCAUGGAGGAGAGACUUGGCAAGCUUAACUGAGAACAACGAUUUGUUGUUGACUCCAUUUGAGAGGAACUUAGAAGUUUGGAGACAGUUGUGGAGAGUAGUGGAGAGAUGUGAUUUAGUGGUUCAAAUCGUUGAUGCCAGAAACCCUUUAUUUUUUAGAUCCAUUGAUUUGGAAAAAUACGUUGAUAGCUUCAACGAAACCAAUGACUCAAAUCAUCAAAAGAGGAAUUUGCUACUUGUUAAUAAGGCAGAUAUGUUAAGUCGCGACCAAAGAGUAGCUUGGGCUGAUUACUUUAAAGCAAAGAACAUCAACUAUGUAUUUUUCUCUGCAGCUAAUGCAAAUGCUUUGUUGGAAAAGGAGAGGGAAGAAGCAGAACAGCUUGAGCAUCUGAUUCAGCACGACUUCGUGAAUAGCAAAACUGAUGAAUUGGUGGAUGAUUUGGAAACGGAUGAGUCAGUGAGAAUUUUGAAAAUUGAGGAGCUUGAGCAAUUGUUUAUGGACUCUGCUCCAAGAUUCCAAGCUGAUCCAGAAUUUCCUGAUCGUAAGUUGCAAAUUGGUCUUGUUGGUUACCCCAAUGUUGGUAAAUCGUCAACAAUCAAUGCCUUGAUUGGAUCAAAGAAGGUAUCAGUCUCCUCAACACCAGGUAAGACAAAACAUUUCCAAACACUUCACCUCACUCCUGAUGUUAUUCUUUGCGAUUGUCCUGGUUUAGUAUUUCCAAAUUUUGCCUACACUAAUGCUGAAUUGGUUUGUAAUGGUGUUUUGCCCAUUGACCAAUUACGUGAGCACAUCCCUCCAACAUCGUUGGUAUGUCAGAGGAUACCGAAAUUCUUUCUUGAAGCUGUUUAUGGUAUUCACAUACCUAUUCAACUGGUUGAAGAUGGUGGUAAUGGAGAAUACCCAACCGCUAGAGAAUUGCUAAAUGCGUAUGCGAGAGCAAGAGGUUACAUGACCCAGGGGUUCGGUGCAGCUGAUGAACCAAGGGCCGCUAGAUAUAUUCUUAAAGAUUAUGUCAACGGAAAACUUCUUUAUGUGAAUCCUCCGCCAGUUCUUGUCGAUGGAGAGUGGCAAUUAUUGGAUUUGCAGAAAAGCAGAGAAUUCAAUAAGGAGUUGUACACGUUACAACAUCUUCCAGAAUCAAGACGACAACAAAUUGAGCAUGCAAUGAGGGCCAGAAAUAUUCCAAUUGAUCAAUUUGACUUGCAAAAAGAUAUCUCAAAGUUGAACUUUUCUAUGCAUAUUGGUGGUAGUGAGGAGGGUAGUGGGAGUGCAACUGAAGCAAAGACACUUUUUUACGGUGGAAAACAAGCCAAGUUGGAAAGUGCCGGUGAUGACUUGGAUCAGGAAUUCUUUGCAAUGGGUAAUGUUGAAGGAAAAUUGAAUACUCCGUUCCAUAAAAAGACAAUUUCAUUGCCAACAAAAUCGGACAAGAAACACAACAAGAAAAACAAAAAGCAAGAGAAGAAGCAUAGAUUUGUCGCUAGUUAG
Molecule: messenger RNA, 1980 nt
Organism: Lodderomyces orthopsilosis Co 90-125
Lineage: Eukaryota; Fungi; Ascomycota; Pichiomycetes; Serinales; Debaryomycetaceae
Product: putative GTPase
Exons: 1
Coding region: 1-1980 (659 amino acids)
Biological process (GO): ribosomal subunit export from nucleus
Cellular component (GO): cytosol
Molecular function (GO): GTP binding; GTPase activity
Source: RefSeq, a predicted model, not a curated record